This is a messenger RNA of Anthonomus grandis grandis, 2077 nucleotides long. RefSeq lists its product as uncharacterized. The record is from RefSeq and is a predicted model, not a curated record. NCBI's taxonomy places the organism in Eukaryota, Metazoa, Arthropoda, Insecta, Coleoptera, Curculionidae.
UGUGUUCUCCUAUGGUAGACACAACGGAUUAUGCAUCAGGGGCACAAGUCCGCAUCCCCGAUGUCUUAGAAAUGUCAGGUAAUAAUGCUAGCGUUAUGCAUAAAAGGCACACGUCAGUGACAUGUGCCGUUUAUGCGAAAUGUUAGUGUUUCAAAUGGUGGGGUCAACAUGUGUUUGUCGUGCGUUUUACGUCAUCAGCAAAAAUUCGACUUCAGUUAAUCUGUUGGUUGCUUCGGGGACAGUUGCACGUAGUUUUAGUUUCAUUUGACAUGGAUGACAAUUCUGAAUUAACACCUAAUAAAAGACGAAAAGCAGAGCCUUCUAAGUAUGCUCGCAACAUACAGAAAAAGGCAAGAUUGGAAGAAAAGUCUUAUAAAAACAGUAAAGGAAGAUCCAAAAAUCUCAUCCAUUAUUCUCUAAGAGACCCAUUAUUUAGUUGUAGAAUUAAAUGUUCUCUAAAAAAGUUCUCUGAUGCAGAUAGAUUAGCGAUUUUUCAACAAUUUUAUACUUUAAGCUCUAAAAACGAACAAGACAUUUUUCUACAGAGUCUUGUGGAUAUGAUGGAAGUAAAGCAGCGGCGUCCUCGACCAGGUGACAAAAAUAUACCCAAAUUAAAAAGUUUCAAGUACUACUCAUUUAAAGGAAGUUCCAAAGUAGAGAUUUGUGUUACAGCAUUUUUGAAUUUAUAUGCUAUCACGUACAAACGCAUCAGGAGAAUUAAUACCUUAUCCUCACAAGGCAAGUCACCGAAUGACUUACGCGGAAAAAUGCCGCGUGCUAAUACUUUCUCAGAAGAAAUUCGGAAUUGUGUAAAGGAACACAUACAAUCAUUUCUUACAAAAAUCAGCCACUAUUCAGGACGUGAAAAACAUUAUUUGCUAAAUUUGACAAAAAUGCAUCAGCUUUAUCUAGAGAAGUAUCCAAACCAAAAGGUAAGCUUUUCAUUUUAUAGAUGCUUUUUUCGUGAAAAUUUUAAUCUCUCUCUCGGAAGACCACAAGUUGAUGUUUGUUCGACUUGUGAAUUACUAAAUAACAAAAUAAAAGACCAAUAUUUGAAUGACACGGCCAAGCGUACUGCCGAAUUGAUAGUUCACAAACGAAGGGCUAAAAAAUUGUAUUCAAAAAUAACCAAAGAUAUUGAAGAAAAGGAAAAUAAAGACCAAUUUCUGUCAUUGGCCUUCGAUUAUAUGCAAAAUGUCCAGUUACCCACAACGCCUGUGGGUGAGGUAUUUUACUACCAGCAGCUUACUGUGUCCGUAUUUUGUAUUCACAAUCUUAAGACAAAUACAUCCUGGAUGUACGUUUACCACGAGGGACAUGCAAAGAAAACAGCUGACGAAAUGUGUACGUUUGUUCUCGAAUAUCUUAAUGAAUUCAAGGAAAAUCAAUCGGAGCUUCAUCUUUACAGUGAUAAUGGCUGGGGCUAAAACAAGAAUCAUACUAUGAUCAGGAUGCGUUUGGCUCUCACAGAUUCUAGUAAAUUUAGCAUGCUUUGGCACUUUUUCCAGUUAGGGGGCAUUCAUUUCUCCCGUGUGACAGGGACUUCGCGUUGGCGAAAAAAAAAUUACGGAAACAUGAUACAAUAUGCACCAUUCACGAGAUCUCCACGAUUAUUAUUACCAGUACAAAAAAUAAUACAAAAUUUUUAGUCAAAGAGGUUGCAACAAGUGACGUAUUAGAUUUCAAAAACUGAUGGGGAAAAUUUUAUAAAAAAACCUGUGUAUCUGAAGAAACAAAACAAUUUUCCUCGUAACGAAAAGGUCAACUUUCAAAUAAGCACCUUUGCAUGUUUUAAAUACACAUCCCAACAAAAAGGCACUGUUCAAGCCUAUCCUUUGACGGUUUGGUGUCACAUACAUUUAACUUAUCACAACCUGGAAUGGCCUGCCCACCUUUGCCAACGAGCCUUGCGCAUCCCUUAGGAAAAGUUCCUAUUAAGGCCCACAAAAUGGAACAUAUAAGGAAAUGCACUGCUUAUGUUGCAGAGGAACACAAACCAUAUUUUGAUGCUAUUCUUCAGUGGCCUACAAUCAAAAAUCAAUGAGUGAUCCGAAGAUUAGUUUUUUCAAAACAUUGU